GCUCUGUUCCUCAGUCACACGGUGGCACUGUGACAGGAAGCGAGCGGCCAGCUGCAGGAAAUUAGGUGCAGAAGAAGAAGAGCUGCUCCUCAGCGGCUACCUGCCGGGUCCACCUGUGUCCGUUUGAGCUGCUGUCUCACGUGAAGAUGUCGAAGGACCUGCGCGCACAGCUGGAGAAACAUCUGCAGACUUUACACAUCCAGACGAGAUGCGUGGAGCACCCGCCGGUGUUCACGGUGGAGGAGAUGAUGCCUCACCUGCAGGGCGUGAAUGGCGCCGUCACCAAGAACCUGUUCUUGAAAGACAAGAAGAAGAAGGGGCUGUGGCUGGUGUCGGCCCGCCAUGACCGCCAGGUGAACCUUAAUGACCUCGCCAAGAAGCUUGGUGUCGGGAGUGGAAAUCUGCGCUUCGCAGAUGAGGCAGCCAUGUUGGAAAAGCUGAAGGUGGGUCAGGGCUGUGCGACGGCGCUUGCUCUGCUCUUCGAUCAGGAUCGCAGCGUGAAGUUCGUCUUGGACCGGGACCUGGUGGAAGGAGGCCACGAGAUGGUCUACUUCCACCCGAUGACCAACGCUGCCACCAUGGGGCUCAGACCGGACGACCUGCUGCGCUUCCUCAAGGAAACGGGGCAUGAGCCAAUCCUGGAGUGCUUCGAGUAAAACGGACACCUGGUUUAAAAGCGACGCGAGAGCGGUCCUGGUCGGGCUGAGAGCAGGAUACGGCUGUCUGCCGCCGAGGAUCUUGAGAAGCUUCAUGCUAGGCUCUAAGUGUAAAAAGGAACAUUUUAAAAACGUGUUUGUGUGCAGCGAUGAGAAUCUGCAACCUGAACAAACUGUCAUGUUUAGCAAAGUCCCCAAAAUUAAGAUUUAUUCACUGAAAUUUGACCCUGGAUGUUAUUUAUUAUCCUGCAAAUGUAAAGCGAGAGAAUAAAAAGCUUUGUCAUCUCUG
Pundamilia nyererei is the source of this 945-nucleotide messenger RNA. It is a transcript of the gene prorsd1, whose product is annotated as prolyl-tRNA synthetase domain containing 1. Gene Ontology annotation, molecular function: aminoacyl-tRNA deacylase activity. The record is from RefSeq and is a predicted model, not a curated record. The transcript has 4 exons. NCBI's taxonomy places the organism in Eukaryota, Metazoa, Chordata, Actinopteri, Cichliformes, Cichlidae. Bases 147 to 656 code for a protein of 169 amino acids.